Molecule: messenger RNA, 667 nt
Organism: Mesocricetus auratus (golden hamster)
Lineage: Eukaryota; Metazoa; Chordata; Mammalia; Rodentia; Cricetidae
Product: keratin-associated protein 2-1-like
Exons: 2
Coding region: 164-556 (130 amino acids)
Cellular component (GO): keratin filament
Source: RefSeq, a predicted model, not a curated record
UUCUCUUUUCAUUGGGUAACCACGAGUCCAGGAAAUAACUCUGUGUCCUUAGGAUCUCAGCACUGGCCAGGUAUAUAAAGGGACCCGACCCAGAGGGGACAUCACACCUGAGAACACCCAACCGCUCUCUACUCCUCAGCCCCACUCCAGCCCAGACACCACCAUGACCGGCUCCUGCUGCGGAUCCUUCUCCUCCCAGAGCUGUGGAGGCUGCUGCCAGCCCUGCUGCUACCGAGACCCCUGCUGCUGCCGCCCAGUGUCCUGCCAGACCACAGUGUGCCGCCCCGUGACCUGUGUGCCACACUUCACCAGGCCCAUCUGCGAGCCCUGCCGCCGCCCCAUCUGCUGUGACCCCUGCAGCCUGCAGCAGGGCUGCUGUCGCCCCAUCACCUGCUGCCCCAGCUCUUGCACAGCUGUGGUCUGCAGACCCUGCUGCUGGACCUCCACCAGCUGCCAGCCCAUUUCUGUGCAGGCUCCCUGCUGCAGGCCCCCCUGCUGCCAGCCUGCUCCCUGCCGUACCACCUGCAGGACCUCCCCCUGCAACACCUGCUGCUGAGCCAUCUAAUAUACAGCUUUGCCAGAUGAACAGAACUCUUCCUACUCCUGCUGGAGCAGAUAAGAGGGUUCAGAUGGGAGAUAUCUUCAGCAUGAUAUUUUUAGUCUGUGG